Trichobilharzia szidati is the source of this 1487-nucleotide messenger RNA. The record is from the annotation of a GenBank genome assembly. NCBI's taxonomy places the organism in Eukaryota, Metazoa, Platyhelminthes, Trematoda, Strigeidida, Schistosomatidae.
UAACUUCAACGGCGGCUAGAUUGUACCACUGGUUGUCCUAUCUAUUUUUCCCAGUUGUGUCUCAUUUACGUGGUCGCUGGGAAGUGUGGUGGUAUGACAAUUUCUUGUCCUGAAAGAGAUGGUGUUGUUGCGGACCUCCGUUUAGCGGAGUCUUUUUAUUCAAGAUAUGAAAAAAAGAUUCCAAGUGUGAAUAUGCCGUCAAAAUUUUGGAUCUAAACAGUGGCGUUGAUACUCCGGAUGUUAUACGUUCAGAGUGCAUGCGGGAGGUAGCAAUCUUGCGCAAAGUAGUGGAUCAUCCUAAUAUAAUUAAAAUCCACGAUGUUUUCGAGGGUGAUGCAUAUAUAUUUUUAGUUUCUGAAAUAUGCCAAGGGGGUGAACUCUUUGACUAUUUAACACACAAUGUCAUCAUUUCAGAGAAACGAACGCGCGCUUUAAUGAGACAGCUUUUCGAUGCAGUUAGCUUCAUACACGAUCGUCAAAUAGUUCAUCGAGAUCUCAAACCGGAGAAUAUUCUUCUUGAUGAUAACUUAAACAUCAAAGUAACGGAUUUUGGUUUGGCUGUAUUUGUGGACGACGAAGAAGAACUUCGAGAAACUCGUGGAACACCAGGUUACUUAGCACCAGAGGUUUUGAUGUGUGGUUAUUAUGAAGACCAACCUCCUUACAGUCAACCUGUAGACAUAUGGGCAUGUGGUGUAAUUAUGUACACCCUUUUGGCAGGUUGUCCUCCUUUUUGGAAUCGUAAAGAACACUUAAUGUUGCGUCAAAUUAUGGAAGGUCGAUUCUCUUUUCCCAGUCCAGAAUGGGAUGAUAUUAGUGAGUCUGCGAAAGACUUGAUAUGUAAAAUCUUGGUUGUCGAUGCCAAAACAAGAUUGACAGCUGUGGAAUCUUUAAAGCAUGAAUUUUUCUUACAACAACCUUUAGUUGGAGUGACUACAACAUUCAAUGCUAAGCGGAAAUUCAAGACUAGUAUCAUGGCAAUAGGCUUUAUCUAUUGUCUAAAACGAUUGAAAACAGAUGCAGCAUUUUUAAAUGUCAAUCAACUUUCAAUGGAUCCAUAUUCAAAUAAAAAGUUGCGUAAAAUUAUUGACACUCUGGCCUAUGAUGUUUAUAGUCAAUGGGUAAAGAAAGGCGAAGAACAGAAUCGUGCCGCUUUGUUUGAAAAUGCUCCACGUCGUGAUUUAAUUGAUAUUGCGUCGUCGAUAUGUAAUCCUAAUAGCUUGAGUCCAAGACGUUCAAUAUUCGCCGGAGGUGGUGGUGGUGGUGGCGGCGGCUCGAUGAAUUAUACAACCUUCAAUUAUGAAGACGAUGAUGAUGAUGACUUGAGAGUGCCUAUUAGGAUUGAAUAUUGAAUAAUAUAUACGCAUAUAUUGCUCAUUGAACAGUAUUCAUUCAUGUAUUGCCCUGUUAGUUUAUAUUUUCAUUUUCAUUCAGUCUAGAUAUGCAAUAUACACAUAUAUACUGCAUAAACUCGGUGCAAUAAGAAA